AUGAAGCUGAGGGUCUUGACCAGGACGUUGGAGGCUGCUUGGCAGGAGAUUUGUCCUCCCCGUGGCACCUGCACCGCUCACACUCCACCUCCAUCCCCCUGCUCUCAGCUGGUGAACACCUUCUUCAGCUUCCUGAGGAGGAAAACUGAUUUUUUCACUGGUGGAGAAGAUGGAGUAGCAGAAAAGCUGAUCACAGAUACCUUCAACCAUCACAACAAGCUGGCUCAGAAGGAGAGGAAGGAGAAGAAGGCUCGUCAGGAGGCAGAGAAGAGGGAAAAGGCUGAGAGAGCUGCCAAACUUGCCAAGGAAAAGCAGGAAGCAAAUGAGCCCAGGAUUAAGGAGCUCACAGAUGAGGAAGCUGAGAGGCUGCAACUGGAAAUCGAGCAGAAGAAGGAGGUAGAAGGACAAGUGAACAACAUCCCAGGGAAACCCUCAGAGGAUGGAGGGGAAUCUCCAGAUUCUAACAAACAGGAAACAGAUGAUGAAGAGGAAGAUGAGAAGGACAAAGGAAAACUUAGACCCAACUCUGGCAAUGGAGCUGACCUUCCAAAUUACAGAUGGACACAGACUCUUUCAGAACUGGAUCUGGCCAUCCCUUUCAAGGUGAACUUCAGGCUGAAGGGGAAGGACAUGGUUGUGGACAUCCAGAGACGGCGCCUCAAGGUUGGCCUGAAGGGCCACUCUCCUGUCAUUGAUGGGGAGCUUUUCAAUGAAGUGAAGGUGGAGGAGAGUUCCUGGCUGAUUGAGGAUGGGAAAACAGUCACUGUGCACCUGGAGAAGAUCAACAAGAUGGAAUGGUGGAACAAACUGGUCUCCACAGACCCAGAAAUCAACACCAAGAAAAUUAAUCCAGAGAACUCCAAGUUGUCAGACCUGGACAGUGAGACCCGGAGCAUGGUGGAGAAGAUGAUGUAUGAUCAACGGCAGAAAUCCAUGGGCCUGCCUACCUCUGAUGAACAGAAGAAGCAAGACAUCUUGAAAAAGUUCAUGGAGCAGCAUCCAGAAAUGGACUUUUCAAAGGCUAAAUUCAACUGAGCCCUCCCUUCUCCUCCCCUCUCCCAGCCAGCCCACAGGAUGGGGCAGGAUUCCUGGUGCUGGAUAUGUUGGGAUCCCUUCCCUUGGGCCAGGAAACACUUCCAGCAUCCCCACCUGAGCUUGCUGCAGGAGCAGCUUCAUGGAGUCAUCUUCAGUUGUCCUGUGUGGAGCAGAGCGCAAGGCCA
Molecule: messenger RNA, 1220 nt
Organism: Chaetura pelagica (chimney swift)
Lineage: Eukaryota; Metazoa; Chordata; Aves; Apodiformes; Apodidae
Gene: NUDC
Product: nudC nuclear distribution protein
Exons: 10
Coding region: 1-1035 (344 amino acids)
Biological process (GO): protein folding
Cellular component (GO): cytoplasm
Source: RefSeq, a predicted model, not a curated record